Messenger RNA from Dermacentor albipictus, 2449 nucleotides. Its product is annotated as sericin 1-like. The record is from RefSeq and is a predicted model, not a curated record. Lineage: Eukaryota; Metazoa; Arthropoda; Arachnida; Ixodida; Ixodidae.
CGAAGAACAGCUAUAUACAAGCUUGUCCUGGCGGCGACGCGUAUUUCAAGACCUUCUCAGUGUUGGGAAUGGAUACUAGUUCCAGUCUCAUCCGUGUUUUUCUCUUCAUUUUGGCUGGGCCAUGCGCGACGAAAUCCUCCUACGCAAGCAUUUUGCAUUGUCAGCGACUGGUGCCACCCGAUAUUACUUCCGCUUUGACUCCCUGCCGAUUCCCAUGCAUAACAAGAUACCUCAGAGCACCUUUCAACAUUAUUAUGCAAUCUGAACCCGAUGGAACACCGUGCAGGCAUAUGGGCCAUUGCAGUGCCGGGGCCUGCCUCGAUAUUGGCAAUAAUGCUGCACCGGAUCACUUCGAAUUUGGGCCCAGCUCCGGCAUGACAAGCUAUCACAACAGCAAUACCAACGGCGACACUCAUGCUGGCAGCACUGCAGUCUCAACUAGCGGCGGCUAUGCGAGAUACGGCUUUCUCAGUGAAGCAAAAGUGAUUCCGUAUACCGACCAAGUUAUGAGCGAAAAUGGAAAGGAAAACAGCGCACCUUUAUUUGCCAAAGAACUGAGCGCUCGAAGUGCACUUCAGCAUCUGUUACGUGUGAAACGUGCGGCGAGACGCUCCAAAGAAGGAGGGCGUGACGGCAUCGAAACGUCUGAAAGCGGAAAACACAUUUCCCUGGCAAGAGUCAGAAGGAGCCGUAAAAAGCGCAGAAGAAACAGAAAAGGUGGUCGUCCUCAAAACCAUCACAUUGGCUAUACUUAUGUCAAUGGAAACAUGUACGGAGCUGGAAGUGGCGUGUAUGGCGCGCCAUAUGGCCCACGGAACCCUUCUGUCAUUAUAGUUGGCUCGCCACGCAAAAAAAGUAAAGUUAAAAGUUUACUGAAAGGAGCGGCCGUGGGCGUGGCCGCAGGCGGUGCGGGUAUCGCCACUUACAAACUUUUUGAAACAGGAACGAAGCCCAAACACACGAGUUCUAAUGGAGCUGGAGGUGUAGAAGCCAAAUUCCCUCCACCUAAUAGAACCGACGCAGAGGGGAACGCAGCGGGCGCUCAAGGCACCGCAAAAGGGGAUACAGGCCAAACAGGAACCGGCACGCCGGAGACCAAUGGCGGUGGAGAAAACGACGAGAAGAAUAAAACCGAUGGUGUUGAAGCCGGCGCGAGCCCGAAAGGCGAGGGCACUGCAACGGGCGCGACCGAGGCUACUGGCACCGACGAGGCACGAAGCACCAAUGGCAGUAAAACCGGCGCAAGCCAGGACGCUGUAACUGACAAGACCAAGGAAACCGACAAUACUGCAACCGACACGACCGAUGCCGCAAAGAGUGCAGCAACCAGCAUUAGCGCCAAUGGCCAGGGGCCUGGAACGGACGCUACCGAGAAAACCGCCGCUACAGCAACAGGACAAGCCGUAGGUACUGGAUCCAGCUCGAUCGAGAAAAACACCGACAACGGGCGUAGUUCUUCUGCACUCCCGACAGUACCGGUGUACGCAGAAGUACCGGGAGGCUCAAAAGUAUCAUUCACAGUCAACAGCACUGGCAUUCACAUCCAGGUUCACAAAGACAGUGAAGGGAGCAGAACUUAAAAAAAGAAAUAAAUAUUACACGGGAGGCCCAUCUCCAAGUAACGAAUAUAAAUAGCUCUGGCAGAGGAGGGUCCUCUAGGAAGCAACCUAACUCUCAUUUGCGAGAGUUUCCGUAUCGCCACUGGUACACUGGUGAUGGAGCACAGACAGGCAAAGGGCAAACAUGUCAAUCUAUUUCAAUUAGUAGAGGCGGUGGUCAUUUAGCAAUAGCUAAAAAAUAGGCAUGUCAUCACACGGCGGUGCCUAAUUGUGGUGAUUAGGAUAAUAAUUUAGGGUUAUUGAUUCGACUAAUACGUCUUGUUUCGUGGUGGCUGCAGAAUUGACUACGAAAGGUACGUAAUUAGGCGCUGGGAAAUAAUUUUCACCAAGUGAACGUACGUACGCCGUAUCCUAAAUCUAAGCUCACGCGCGUCUUUGCAUUCCCUUUCCAUCUUAAUUCCUCUUAAUCUCGGUUCGCAGGACACCAAAAUAGGCGAGUUAUAUUAGCCAGUAACAUCAUCCAGUAAGUAAAAUGUCUAUGCUUUCACGCCAAAACAUUACCAGCGCAUAUUUCGAAAGUCACACUAGCGAAACAAUUGCCGGUAUAUGUACUUGCUUCAGGCAGUGAACUGCUUCAGUUUGUCGUUUUGAAAUGGAAUCGUAGACAAAAUUUAUUCGAAAGUUUAUUUGUGAUUUUAUAAUGGCAACUUAACUGUACACUGCAGGAUUUAUUUUGCAGGUUAACGCUGCCUGAUAAAAUAUUCCAGCUCAACUUAUAUGCGCUGUUUCACCAUCCGAAAACGGUUUUUGAAUGGAAGAAAAAAAAAUUAAUGAAUAAUCAAGCUUAUUUUUCCUAUGUAUAGUGUUAAUAAAAUGUUUUUUAUGUUUUA